UCUGUACGGAGACAGCGUACCCGCCGGUCGCUCAGGAACGAGCUGAGCAUAGCGGGAGUCCGACGGAGCGGCCCUCUGAUUGGUCGAGCGGUUGGAAAGGGGCGGGUCUAACAUCCCCCAUCCCAUCUCCCUGCUCUCCCCUCCUCCUGCCUGCCAACAGACCGAGGAGACAAUAGCUAGGAGGACAGCGCUCAAGGGGACCCUGCUGCGAAAUGCCAAGAGGCAGCACGAAUACACCUCGACAGUGGUGGUUCAGUGUCGCGCGGAGUGAGCAGGACGCGUCCACGGUUGUCGGUUCCAUCCCCAGCUCCACCGGGGUAGUAUGCCGUCGUGUCAGCCGCUCUGUUUAUCACCUGCACGGCUUAAUGGGCCGGACUUCCAGAGCCCUCGGAUGUGGACGGAGUGAAUGUAACACCAGGCAUUAGCCACCGCCCUAGCCGUCCCAGCUGAUAGCCAGACCCCCCCCUCCACACCCCGCCGGUGGUGUGUUCCACCCUCCCUGGUCCGCCCUCCUGCCGCCGUCCCCCUGCACACAGCCCCGCACUAUGAGUUCCUCCCCGCUGGGGUCCCGGGCCAACAUGGACAUCCUGGACGAGUUGCAGCUGAUCGCAGCGCAGAACCUGGAGCGCCUGGAGGUGAACAAGUACUACGAGGUGAUCCGAGAGCUGGGGAAGGGCACCUACGGCAAGGUGGACCUGGUGCUCCACAAGAUCAGAGGUACAAAGAUGGCGCUGAAGUUCCUGAAGAAGAAGACGACGAAGCUGAAGUCCUUCCUGCGGGAGUACAGCGUGUCGCUCUACCUGUCGCCAUGCCCCUUCGUCAUCAACAUGUUCGGCAUCGCAUUCGAGACGGACGACUACUACGCCUUCGCCCAGGAGUACGCUCUGGCCGGGGACCUGUUCGACAUCAUCCCCCCACAGGUGGGUCUGCCGGAGGUGGUGGCUAAGCGUUGUGUGCACCAGGUGGCCAUCGCCCUGGACUACCUGCACGGCAAGAAGCUGGUCCACCGGGACAUCAAGCCCGAGAACGUCCUCAUCUUCGACCGGGAGUGCCGCAAGGUCAAGCUGUCCGACUUCGGCAUGACCCGCCGGGCUGGCUCCCCUGUCAAGCGGGUGAGCGGAACCAUCCCCUACACCGCGCCGGAGCUGUGCGACAUGUCUCGCCACGAGGGCUUCUGCGUGGACUACAGCACCGACGUGUGGGCCUUCGGCGUGCUCCUCUUCUGCAUGCUGACGGGCAACUUCCCCUGGGAGAAGGCGCUGCCCUCAGACUCCUUCUACCAGGAGUUUGUGCGCUGGCAGCAGCGCCGCCGCAUCUCCGCCCUCUCCAUCUCCCUCUCCUCCUCCUCCUCCUCCUCCUCUUCCUCCGUGCCGUCCCAGUGGCGGCGGUUCACCGAACAGGCGCUCCGCAUGUUCCGCCGGCUCCUGGCGGUGGAGCACGAGCGCCGCUGCUCCGUCAAGGAGGUGUUCGCCUACUUCAGCCACUCCUGGAUGCUGGACAGCGACAGCAACAACAACAACCACCACAACGUCAACGUCAACAACAGGGAGGAGGAGGAGGAGGUGCUGGUGGAGAGGAUGAGGCAGCAGACCCUCUCCCCGCUCUCUCCCCUCUCCCCCCUCUCCCCCCUCUCCCCAGGAGGACACCACCACUUUGUGUCCGUGUCCACCAACAGCUCCGUGUCGUCCACCAACAGCUACGAGCGCGUCCCGCGGGAGAACGGCUCACCGGGCGGACACAUGCUGGUCACCACGCCCAUUGAGAUCUGUGUCUGACGAGUCGACACACACACACACCACACACAUGCACACACACACACACACACACACACACACCGAAACAUCACACACCCACACCAACCACAGAAACAGACACACACACAGACAAAGAUAAACACUCACACCACAAACACACUCACCACACACACACACACACGCCUACACGUGAUGCAAACUUUUAUACCACUUCCGAACCCCUUGCAUGUACUCAAAUGAUUGCAUGUCAGCACAAACAAACACACAAACAAAGAAAGCCGACACACAUGAACACAUGGAUGACCAAUACCUUUACAAGAAGUACGGAAGUAAUUUGAAGGAUGAAUGGAUGAAGGUUGUGAUACUUGAUGAACACCAAGCGAGCUGUCCUUUGUCUACUUUGAGAAGCAAACAGUGACGUCGCUGGCGUUGACUGAGUUUCCUCCACAUAAUGAACUGCACUAGUAAGGAGAGGGACACACCAGCGGGACUCUGGGAGCGCUAAGGAUGUUUCUCUUCAGCCAAUACGGUCGGGAAACACAAGAGAAUCGAACGACUCCAAUUCGCUUCCAUUGAAAAAUUCUGCAACAAAAAAAUGUGUUGGGGGAAAAAAAGACCAAAUCGUGUUUCCUAAAGCAAUAUUUUAAGCAAAAAAAAAGAAUAAUAAUAAUUAAACGAAGACAUUGAUGGGGAUGCGAGGAGGUGUCGUUUUGAAGAAGCCACGUGUCGCCCAGACAUUCUGUUCGUUAGUCUCUGUUAAGCUAUAAACUCCAACUUGGCUUCAGUGAAAACUGGGGUUUCAACAUUCAACACAUUUAACAAUAUAUAUAUAUAUAUAUAAACAGUAUAUAUAUACAUAUAAAUAAAUAUCGCCGUUCAUUGAGUAUGAAUGAUUCAAAAUGGUGCGCGUGUUUCUCUUAAUUCCAGAUCCUUAUUUAUUUUAAAACAAUCGUACAAUUUCCAAAUUCUAUUUUUGUUCAGCUACCAGCUUUGUAGAGCAGCUUGUGUUGACUUCCUGUCUUUGUUAUUUGGCGGGUGUAUUUGGCGUGUGCCAACAUGGUGUACAAUAGUUUGGUUUGUUUCUGUACAUACUUGAACCUCUUGGAUGUACACAUCACAUUGGGGGUGCUGAAGGCGUGGGUCAGGGAGCAGAGGGGGGAAAGGGGGCAGAGGAGUGAGAUUAAGAAGGAGGAGGUGAACUGUUGGCUGACACGUGUCCGCUCCUAACGCGGUCAACAGGCUCAUGAUGACUUUGUUUCUGCUUCUCGGACUCAAACAUAUCUACUUCAUGAAUCUACUUCAUGGAUCUAGUUCAUGAAUGUACUUCAUGGAUCUACUUCAUGAAUAUACUUUAUGGAUCUAAUCGAUGAAUUUACUUUAUGGAUCUACAGUACUUCAUGGAUAUAUUUUGUGGAUCUGCUUCAUGGAAAUACUUCAUGGAUCUACUUCAUGAAUGUACUUCAUGGAUCUACUUCAUGGAUCUGCUUCAUGAUUCUACUUAAAGGAUCCACUUCAUGAAUAUACUUCAUGGAUCUACUUCAUGGAUCUACGUGGUGGAUCUACUUCCCUGAUCUACUCCAUGGUUGAACGGCUGCUCUCUCCACAUGACCACGUCUGGUCAUUUUAUGUUUGUACAGAUUGUCCUUUUUUUCAUGUUCAUGAAGUAUUAUCUGAGAGAAAAUAUAAAUUUAAAGGAAAUGCUAGUUUAGCAAUUAUGAUUUAACUUGAAAAAAACAACAACUCUUUGAAGAUGUACUUUUUCUUUUUACAUAAAUGUGCAUGAUAAUUGACUCCAGAUCUGAACUGACCAAACUAAAAAAUAUUAAGAAAAACAAACAAAACCGAGAAAAAAAAGAAAACUGUACAAUAUUGUGAUGUGGAAUUUUGCCGUAGCACAAUUACAUUAUUUUAAUGUUACAUGACUGUCCUGACUGAUAAUAACUGUUAUGGUAUACUGGGACAGCGUAGUGCUAAAAAAAGACUUCAACAGCUAAUUAGUUUGGGUCCAAUGUGAUGUAUUUGUACGCUCUUAAUGUUGUGUUCAUUUCAACACCUGCGGGAAGAGGAAAACAUUUCUUUAGGCUAAGCAUGAAAGAAAUUGUGUAUGGCGCGUAGUAGGUACUAUAAAAACAUGGCACUAGUAUUUAAUUUCCACAUUUCGAGGAGCUAUAGCUGUAGAUCCAGUUUUCAAAGUAAAGAGAUUUCCCUGAAUCACGAAAAUGCCGUAGUGGACAGUUCCAUGGUUUUGGAAAAAAUAAAAGUCCUGCCAUGCUUUGGUUUUAUCCAUGCUAUUCAACGAAAUGCAGAGGACUUUUACUUUGAAAAACCGGAAGUCGUACCUGUGAUAAUAGGCAAGAACAACAUGUUGCAAUUUCCAGAAAUUAUUUGCAUGAAGGUGUAUGUUCUAAAGCUCUAUUUAUAAAAAAAAAAAAUGCUGCUAAGCUACACAGCACAGUAGGUCACUCCUUACUGUGUAGUUCAAAGAGGCUCAUAGAAAUACAUUAUUAUGUUAUGGCAGGUUGUAAGCAUAGGAAACGCCAAAAUAGUUUCCAAAAGGUUUUGGACCUAGGCUUCAAGGGUCCACAACGAGGACGGUGUUCACAGAACGUAGCCACAGAUCGAGUAUGCUAAUGGAGGGUACAUCUUGUGACAAUCUAUGACCUCAUGGACUGCGCCCUCACUCAACACUCAACAAUGGCCCACUGUGCUACCAAAACAAAACAAGAAACAGUCUAUGCUUUUUUUUUAGAAGUU
Gadus chalcogrammus (walleye pollock) is the source of this 4508-nucleotide messenger RNA. RefSeq names its product brain specific kinase 146 (gene bsk146). Gene Ontology annotation, molecular function: ATP binding; protein serine/threonine kinase activity. The coding region runs from base 546 to 1775 and encodes 409 amino acids. The transcript is spliced from 7 exons. NCBI's taxonomy places the organism in Eukaryota, Metazoa, Chordata, Actinopteri, Gadiformes, Gadidae. Gene Ontology annotation, biological process: peptidyl-serine phosphorylation; peptidyl-threonine phosphorylation. The record is from RefSeq and is a predicted model, not a curated record.